This is a messenger RNA of Triticum turgidum subsp. durum (durum wheat), 669 nucleotides long. Lineage: Eukaryota; Viridiplantae; Streptophyta; Magnoliopsida; Poales; Poaceae. The record is from the annotation of a GenBank genome assembly.
AUGAGCUGUCGACUACAGUACAUGCCCCGUCCCUGUGGUCGAGCUCCUCGGCCGCACGUCCUGGCAAGAGGCAACCUGGGCAAGGCGUCGCGCACGUCUUUGCCAGACAGCAAGAUACCCCUGACCAAAAUGGACUCAACCGGAUUCCACUCCAUACACAAGGACCAGCUCGUGGACUCGGUCAACACGCGCGCAUGCAGGGCAUCUAGAGCUAGGCUCUUCAAGGAGUACAAGGAGGUGCAGCGAGAAAAGUCAGCCGACCCAGAUAUCCAAUUAAUCUGUGAUGAUUCAAAUAUAUUCAAAUGGACUGCUGUAAUCAAGGGCCCAUCGGAGACACCUUUUGAAGGUGGCGUAUUUCAACUUGUAUUCUCAAUUCCCGAGCAGUAUCCUCUACUGCCUCCGCAAGUCCGCUUCAUCACCAAAAUUUUCCACCCAAAUGUUCACUUCAAGACUGGUGAAAUAUGCCUGGAUAUAUUGAAAAAUGCAUGGAGCCCUGCAUGGACCCUACAAUCUGUUUGCAGAGCCAUUAUUGCGUUGAUGGCCCAUCCAGAAGCAGACAGCCCACUUAACUGUGACUCAGGCAAUCUUCUUCGCUCCGGUGACAUCAGAGGCUACCAGUCCAUGGCGCGGAUGUACACCAGGCUAGCUGCCAUGCCAAAGAAAGAGUAA